AGCAAGGGGCAGAAAGCACACAUAAUUUUGCAUUUUAAAAUUAAUGUCCGUACGUAUAUUAUGGUCUGACUAGAUAGCCAUUAACUAGAAAAUGGCCUUAUACUGGAUCUACAUUUCACUUCACACAUUCUCUGCAGAAGAGUUGGAUAUAUGAACGUAACACAAAACAUGGAGGGUGGUGCUCAGUGCUUGGCUAAUUCUGCGCCUCUGACGCCCGUGAUCUUCCUAGAGCGAGCCGCUCGUGUUUAUGGAGACAAGGUGUCGAUUGUUUAUGGUGAAAUGAAAAAGGCAAGGCAAGGCAGCCGUUGGGUUCCUGCAGGUGCAUCGAACCCAGCAGGCGUUAGCCGUUGGGUUCCUGUAGGUGUUAGGUUCGAGCAGGCGUUGGGUUUCGUUUUGAACCCAGCAACCAUUGGGUCGAUAGAUCUGUUGUCUAUUGUGUUACCCUUGGAUUCUUGUAGGGUAAUUUUUUGUCACGUCAAUGAGCAGGUCGCAGCUUUGGCCCCAAAUAUUCCAGCUCUUUACGAGUUGCAUUUUGCUGUUCCAAUAGCCGGAGCCAUUCUCUCUGCACUAAACAUUAAGUUGGAUGCAACAACUUUAGCAACCAUACUUGAAGAUCUAGAUGCAAAAAUCAUUUUUGUGGAUUACCAAUUUGUUAAGAUCGUCCUCCAAGCUACCCAAAUACUCUCCCAAAACAACAUUCAGCACAAGCUACCUCUCCUGGUUACGAUCCUUGAAUGUAACAAGAAAACAUCUCCGGUUGGUAACAACAGUUUCCAUUCCAGUAACCUGGAUUACGAUGCUCUUCUUCUACUGGGAAAGGUUGGUUUUCAGAAUAUAGGACCGGAAAAUGAAUUUGAUCCAAUUUCAGUGAAUUUUACAUCAGGUUCCACUGGAGAACCUAAGGGGGUGUUGUACAGUCACAGGGCUGCCUAUCUCAAUUCACUAGCAGCAUUUUCUCGGUAUGACAUGAGGUAUCCCCUGGUGUUUCUGUGGACGGUGGACAUGUUCCGAUGCAACGGCUGGUGCUGCACUUGGGCAGUGGCGGCUCUCGGUGGCAUCAAUAUCUGCCAGAGAAAUCUGUCGUCGAAACUCAUAUUUGAUUCCAUCCUGCUUCACAGGGUAACCCAUUUGUGCGGUGCCCCUGCUGUUCUGAACAUGAUUGCGGACGCACCGGAGGCAGACGGGAAGCAAAUUCCACACAGGGUCCACAUCAUCAUCGCCGGUGUACUUCCAAUUACUCAAAUUCUCAAGGUCGAGGGAUUAGGAUUCAGAGUCAGCCAUGCAUAUGGAAUGACAGAGGUCCUUGGUCCGGCGAUGGUUAGACCCUGGAAACCUGAAUGGAAUUCUUUGGAUGAACGGGGGAUGAUUGAAUCCAUGGAAGGUCUCCGCAACCUUCUAAUGGAAGGAGUGGACGUGAAAGAUCCAGAAACAAUGAAGGGUGUACCGGCCGACGGGAAAACAAUUGGUGAGGUAAUGUUCAAAGGCAAUACCUUGAUGACGGGGUACCUUAAAAAUCCUCAAGCAAAUCAAGUAGCUUUCAAGGAUGGAUGGUACAGGACCAGGGACCUUGGGGUCAUAUACCCAAAUGGGCACAUUCAGUUGAAGGACAGGGCAAGGGAUAUUAUCAUUUCUGGGGGAGAAAUUGUAAGCACAUUGGAGGUGGAGGCAGUGUUGCUAAGUCAUCCCAAGGUUUUAGAGGCUGCAGUUGUGGGACAGCAUGAUGAGAAUCUGAAGGAAAAGCCUUGUGCUUUUGUGAAAUUGAAAGAGGGGAAGAGUGGGAGUGCAGAAGAGAUUGUGGAGUUCUGUGGGGCUGUGGAGCUAUUAACGGAUGGUGCAGAGGAUCUAAAGUUCAAAUUAACAGAUGCCGUGGAUGUAGCAGAAGAUGGCAUUAUAUAUUUUACUGAUGCUUCUUACAAAUAUGACGUUCAUCAUGCUGUGUGGGAUUUUUUGGAAGGUAGACCCUAUGGUCGAUUGUGUAGUUAUAACCCUGUUACAAAAGAGACCAAGGUGUUGGUCCGUGAUCUCUAUUUUGCCAAUGGAGUUGCAGUUUCACCAGAUCAAAACUAUGUCAUUUUGUGUGAAACCCCAAGAAGAAGAUGCAGAAAAAUUAACAUACAGGGAGAGAAGAAGGGAGAAAUAGAGACAUUUGUAGAUGAUUUACCUGGCUAUCCUGAUAAUAUUCAUUAUGAUGGAGAAGGCCACUAUUGGAUUGCAUUUCCUUGGGGAAUUGUGAAAGGUUGGGAGAUGGCAUAUAGAUAUCCGUUCAUCAGGAAGAUUAGAGCACUACUGGUGAAGUACGUCGGAAGACCAAAUAUGGAGAAAAAUGCUGGUGUCUUCGUUGUCGAUUUGGAGGGCAAACCAGUUGCUCACUAUUAUGAACCUGAGUUGUCCAUGAUUACAAGUGGGAUCAAGAUUCAAAAUUAUCUCUACUGUGGAUCUAUCAAGUACCAGUUCAUCAUUCGCCUUAAUCUGGACCAGUAUCCUGCUCGUCAUUCCUCUUACAAAUGAAAGCAGUCAUAAGUAGAACUUAUGAUUCAAUAUCGUUCAAAUUUAGUUUUUCUUCCAUGUCUAUCUCUGGAUUGUAAAUAAAUAAAUCAACCCAAUAUACAAGAAAUAUGCUAAAUUUUG
Rubroshorea leprosula is the source of this 2628-nucleotide messenger RNA. The record is from the annotation of a GenBank genome assembly. Lineage: Eukaryota; Viridiplantae; Streptophyta; Magnoliopsida; Malvales; Dipterocarpaceae.